AUGGCUCCCGCUCGCAAGAGGACCACCAACAUCGCGCGUCGCAGGCGGACCGAUGACGAGGAUGAGAACCAGUCCGUGGCCACCCUGGCCGACGACUCACAAAGCGACGCUUCCCUGCUGAGCGAUGUCGACGAGGACGCCGACGCAGACAACAGCGACCUUAGCGAAGUCGACAGCGCGCCCUCCCUCACCCAAGGAAAGUCGAAGCGGAAAGCAAAUGGCGCGCGUGAUGCCAAGUCCAGGCAAGAUGCAAGCAAUCGUCAACCUUCCCCGCCCAUCGCCCGCUCCGAUGUCGCCUUUUCCACCAUGAAAGAGACCGAAAUCAUGAUGAACGGACUGAAGAUUGGGGAGGAUGGCAAUGAGGCCGAAGUGGUCGACUUCGAGGCGGGCGUGGCUGCAGCAGACGCCGCACCCGCCGUGGGUGCGCCUCAGUCACGGACAGAGACGCUGGCCGAGCGGCGGCGGCGGGAGCAUGAGGAGUACAAGAAGAAGCGCGACUCGGAUCCGGCCUUCAUACCCAACCGUGGCGCUUUCUUCAUGCACGAUUCACGGCAUGCACCUGGACAGAAUGGCUUCAGGCACGCAGGCCGUGGGCGAGGGCGGGGCGCUCCCGUCACAGGGCCAUUCGCUCCAGCAAACAUGAGACCGCAGCCGCAGGAAGCCACAGACUCGCCCUGGCAGCACGACCUCCACGAGACGGUCAACGCGCCCGGCUCCCACGCUCAGCCUGGACUACCCCCAGCUGCAUCGAAUGCCCCCAUGUUCGCGUCGCGAGUACCUCCAGGUUCUAGCCAGAAGCCUCCACAGGCCCGCAACUUCUCCACCACAGUGCAUACACACAACGCCAUGGUACGCGUCUUCUUACCAAACAUGAAGGGCCCUAUACACUUCCAAAACGUCCCCAUCAAGUCACACACUCGCCUCCCGAACCACCGACCACCCCUCCGCCGUGACAAGCCAGUCCGUAUCUCGUUACCCCCAGCUCCACCACGCUACAUCUUCCCCACCACAGAGCGCUCUUUCAUCUUCAUACCAAGGGCGCUUCGACCCAACCAACAGGGCUUCGGUCGGGGUCGCGGUAGAUUCGGAUCUUUUGGUGGAGGUCUUUCAAGCAGACGUACCAGCGCGUACGGGGGCAGUGUAUACUCCCCUAGUGUUGCAAUGAGCAGGCGGUCUUCGAUUGCACGUGAGAUGGGCCGGGACAAUCUGGUCUCCCCAGCCGGUUCCAUCAUGUCACGCAAUGGCGGCUUCGUCGAUCCUAGUCGUCCUGUGGUACGCCUGCCGCCUGGGGGUCCCAGAAUGCACAAUGGACCGUCAAUGAUCUCACCCACCAACGGCGCUGUACAGCCACCUUACCCUCUCCCGCAGAAGCCCACCUUCCGUGAGAAUUGGCAAGGUCAGCUCCCGAUGCAUCAGCCUCGCCCGCAGAAGACCGUCUCUGUUGCUGGUAUCGAGUCACCCGCGUCCAUGAGCUUCAACCCUCCCCAACAACAAGAGCAGCAACCGUUCCAUCAGCAGGUUCCUGCGCAUAUCAACGGAGCUGCUCCCGCGGUCGAGCAACCCUACUACCAGCAUGGACGGCACCCCUCUUACCCAAGCCAAGUCUCUACCGGCACUCCUAACAUUCCGGAGCGAGCCAUUCAUGCUCCCGCGUUCCAGCCUUACGCGCAACCUGGCUUCCAGCCACAAGCCUUCGUUCCACAGGGCUACUAUUACCCCCCACAAAACGGUGCCCAGCCACAGUACAUACCCCCUGCCGGCAUGGUGCCCAUGUUCGUUCCUGGCGCUCAGCAACCCGGCUAUGUCAUGCCAGUGUCUGCUCCUCCUGUCGCCGCCCCGCCAGCUCCUGCUGGUCCACCUAAUAUGGUUGCUUACGAGUCCAACGGUAUGACCUACUACGUGGACUCCAAUCAGCUACAAUACACUGCUCCACCAGUGGAAAAUUAUGCUCAGCCCAGCUAUGCUGUUCCAGGCAUGGGGGGCAUGAUGACCCCUGGCCCGGACGGCGCCUACUAUUACCCCCAACAGAUGCAGGCCCCAACGUUCUACCCGCAACAAUAG
Messenger RNA from Alternaria postmessia, 2061 nucleotides. RefSeq lists its product as uncharacterized. Bases 1 to 2061 code for a protein of 686 amino acids. Lineage: Eukaryota; Fungi; Ascomycota; Dothideomycetes; Pleosporales; Pleosporaceae. Gene Ontology annotation, molecular function: mRNA binding. The record is from RefSeq and is a predicted model, not a curated record. Gene Ontology annotation, cellular component: exon-exon junction complex. Gene Ontology annotation, biological process: mRNA processing. The transcript has 2 exons.